CGCGUCUCCCUCACUGUGCAGACUCCGUCCCUCUCUCCACAUCCAGCACUGAGCAACUUGACUGCGGCUGUCAGCAGGCGCCGGUGCAGAGGAGUUGUGAAGAAUAGAACGAGGGAGGAGUCAAUGUUCUCUCCUCAGCACACUGUGACUGGGAGUUCUGUGAGGGUUUGAGCCUGUCGGGACCCCUUUGCUGCAGCCCCCCUUUCAGGUUUGGUACUUUCCACCCACAGUCCUAAAGCAAAAACAGCAAUUAGCUAAAGUUCCGGACCUGACUCCACCCACUCUGCUCUGGGUCCCCUUUGCCAUGGCCUUCACCCUGUCAGAGAUUAUGGCGGCGAGGCGGCAGCAGUCGCAGGCUCAGUCACAGGCCCAGCGAGGCAACAGGACCACGGUGGAGGUGGACGAGUACAGCACCAAUCCCACUCAGGCCUUCACCUUCUACAACAUCAACCAGGGACGCUUCCAGCCACCACACGUCCACAUGGUGGACCCAAUGGCCCACGACACGCCUAAGCAACCUGGCUACACCCGUUUUGUGUGCAUCUCAGACACUCACUCUCGGACAGACAGCAUCGUAAUGCCAUAUGGAGACGUGUUCAUCCACGCCGGAGACUUCACCGAGCUGGGACUACCGUCCGAGGUCAAGAAGUUUAACGACUGGCUAGGUACCCUGCCCUACGACAUCAAGAUAGUAAUUGCCGGAAACCAUGAGUUGACCUUUGACCAAGAGUUUAUGGCCGACCUGAUCAAGCAGGACUUCUACUACUUCCCCUCUGCCUCCAAGCUGAAGCCGGAAAAUUAUGAGAAUGUCCAGUCGCUGCUCACUAACUGCAUCUACAUGCAGGAUUCUGAGGUCAGCGUAAGGGGCUUCAAGAUCUACGGCUCCCCCUGGCAGCCCUGGUAUUAUGGUUGGGGUUUCAACUUACCACGGGGUCAGGCUCUGCUGGACAAGUGGAAUCAGAUCCCCGAAAACACAGACAUCCUGGUCACACACUGCCCCCCGCUGGGUUUCUUGGACUGGGUUCCGAAGAAGAUGCAGCGUGUCGGGUGCAUGGAGCUACUCAACACGGUCCAGAGGAGAGUCCAGCCCAAAUUACAUGUGUUUGGACACAUUCAUGAAGGUUAUGGCAUGAUGACAGAUGGAACCACGACAUUUGUCAACGCUUCAGCAUGCACCGUAAACUUCCUGCCUAUGAACCCACCCAUUGUCUUUGACCUCCCCAACCCUAGGACCACAUGACUAGAGGAAGCUGUCCCGCAAAUGCUCACGGCCAAUCAGGAAAAAGGAGCAGGCAAAAAUAGGUGAGAUCAGCAGGCAGAACUAAAUGAUGUACAUAUAGAGCAGGUGUGGUUUUAAUGUGAUGCCAAAUAGUACCACUGGGGUCCAUUAGUGUAGGGAACCUAGGACCAGAGGCUCAAACAGGUCAUUAAUGUUAUUUUGUGUGCCAUCAUUUCUUCACCAAUAGAAGUGUCUAAACAAAGACAAAUGAGUGGAGAGAUGCUUUACUUGAUGAGAAAUUGGACAUUUCUCUGUGUUCUCUUUUACUGCCCUGACAAUCUCAUGUGUCUCUCAGAGACUGAAAGAGACACGCUGAUGUCGCUGUUGGCCUUCGUAACUUCAAAUUAAACUGAAAGCGUUUGGACUUUCAGGGAAACAACCCAAUGCCUUGUUUACUGGAGAGUUUCGGUAGCAUGGACUCAGCAGUGGGACAUUUGCUAGUGGGGAGCUUCACUUUUUUAAACUUGUUCUCCCUUCCUUCUUGUAAACAUUCAUUUUCCAUGUUUUUCUUGGCUUCCUCAUUGCGGGAAUGUGUUUUUUGCCACUGUGCGUGAAUAUGUGAGAUCAAAGCGAGUGUGUGAGGGCAUCGGAAGGUCUCUGCCACAGGCUGUGUGAGAGUCAGGGUGUCAAACAUGUUGACACCGCUCUCUUGAGCCUCAUUACAGCCAGUGUUGCCAGGUCCCACCGAAUGGGGCUACCUUUGAAGAGUUGUGGGUUGGCUAUCUUGUCAGAAGGUUGGGUAGACCUCUUAUGCAUGCAAACUACAUGAAUAAUAUCUAUAAAUAAAAUCGAAAUGAAAUUAUUUAUUUAUACCCCAACUCCUACUGAACUGACUCCCUGAUUACAGCCGUCUGUACGCCUCUUAACCCACUGAAGAGAGGACGUAGAGGCAGCAACUCACAACCCUCUUUUCAUAUGGCCUCCCUUUUGCAAUUUCUCAUAUCUCUUGUUUUUUUCUUCCUCUCCCUCCUUCAUUUUGUGAAUAAUUAGUUCUAGGUCGGGCUUUUUGGACUUGAAAAGGACAGCAGGUAACAUGCAAUGUAAAGGUGCUACAUCCUCACCCAGCAUCUGAACAGAGAUGAUUGAUUUUCAUGUUUAAAUCUCUGUGUCGCUCACAGGAGAGAUGCAACUUUUUUUUAACCUUAUUCAAGAGAAGCUGACAAGUUUGAAACUAAAUGUACUGUAACUGGUCUUUGUAAAUGUUCUCUGUCAAUACAAAAAUGUUUUUCUGUAAGAUUUCCAAGUUGUUGCAAUGCUUUUUAAAAUUCUUAAGUAUUUGUGUCCAGAGAUGUGCGGUUGUUUCUUUUCAUUUAGUCUAUACAAUGUAAUUGUUACUUGUUAAUGUUAAUUUUGGUAAAGUCUUCUCUGUGCCAAUUUAGUGAUUGUUAACUCUCAUGUCCUUAAGCAGUUUAUCUGUUUUUAAAAGCUUUUCUUUUCUCUAUAUUUUUUGAUAUCCGUUUUAUGUCUAUGGCCAUUCCAACUGAAUCUGGUAAGUUCAUAAAACACACGUGUCUGGUGAUUAAUUUGUUCAUCAACAGGUCCUAAAGCAGUGCAUGGAGAGAUUCAUGUAUCACUCAUCAACACCACAGUUCCUGGAGCAUAUUAGAGACCAGUAGGGUGUUCAGAGAGACUUUCCCCAUAGACUAUAGUAAGAUCUGCUUAUAUAAAGGUUGUUGUUGGAUCAGCAUGUGAAAGCAUCAGAGCAAACUGGUUUGGCAGCUUCUGCAUCCAAAUAUUGAAAUCUUCAUCGUGAUAAAUAAGCACUGGGUUACAAAGUCAGCUGAGGCCAUUUAAGCCAUUCAGUUCAAACUGAGUAGUGACUGAGCUGCAAUGAUUAGUUGAUCAGCAGAAAAUUAUUCAGCUACUAGGUCUUGUCAUCGAAUAAUCAUAAUUAUUAUAAGAAUUUCACAUUUAAUGACAUGGUUUUGUAACCAGGCAGAUAUGCAUCGGUAUUUCAAUGCAUAGAUGCAAAGAAAGCAAGCAAUAUCUUCAAGUCAGACACUUUGCAACCCGUGCACAAAGUAGUAAUUGCAAUUAUAAACUCAGUUGACAGUUUUGUGUACACCAAGCUAAAGCUUACAUACUAACAGCAAAUCAUCCUUCAUGAAUACACCCCACUGAUGCUCUGUAACAAUUCAGACUUUACUUAAGUAUAUACAGUAGUUUUUGUCAAUGGAACUCAAUUUCAAGAGCACAUAUUAAUUUGUAAUGCAUAUGCAUUUGUACCCACCUACAGUAUAUGUGUGUCAUUUUCUUAGUAACAAGUCCCACUUUAUUAACUUGUUUUCCGAAAUGAAUGGGUCUUUGUUGAUGCUGGUACAGAAUUGCAUUGCAGUCCUAUUCAAAGGACCAAGUGACAAAGGGAACUAUAAAAGAGCAAAAGAUGGAGGGAACUUUCAUCUAUAAGUUUAAUAAAAUCUGAAUGUUCAGUCUGAUUCACCAAUUCCCUUCCUCAUUUAAAUGUCCCUCACUUUGAUGCUCCUCUACUUCAGUAGCUGUGUUGUGUUUGCUGUUUAAAAAAAAAAAAGUGUGUACAAUUCUUGAUUUAUUUUGAGGCAUGCUUAAAAGAGUUAAUGACUUCUGCCACUCAGACAAUCUGCAUAUGAAGAGUUUUAUUCCAAAAUGAGAUGUCCACCAUUUGAAAACAAAUGAUGCCCAAACAGGCAGAAUGACUGACAAGUAAAAGGCAGACUGUAGAGGUACUUUUUAAAGAGCCGUAAGUAACUUGUGUCCUAGCUGACAUUUUUACUUGCUGUAUCUUUUCUACUUUAACAUUAUGGGAUAGUUACUAAUGUCAGAUCUUUUUUUAAUUGAUGUAUAGCAUUUUGGAAUGAAAGUAUUCAUAUGGUAUUGUAUUCGGGACUUUCCCAUUUUUUAAACUGUAAAAUAAAAACAGGGAAGGAAGACCCAGCAGCUGCAAAACUGACCAUCGUCGCUUUUGGAGACAACUCUAAAAAUGUA
Messenger RNA from Pleuronectes platessa (European plaice), 4240 nucleotides. It is a transcript of the gene mpped1, whose product is annotated as metallophosphoesterase domain containing 1. Gene Ontology annotation, molecular function: hydrolase activity. Lineage: Eukaryota; Metazoa; Chordata; Actinopteri; Pleuronectiformes; Pleuronectidae. The record is from RefSeq and is a predicted model, not a curated record. The transcript has 7 exons. Bases 305 to 1240 code for a protein of 311 amino acids.